Molecule: messenger RNA, 5156 nt
Organism: Ooceraea biroi (clonal raider ant)
Lineage: Eukaryota; Metazoa; Arthropoda; Insecta; Hymenoptera; Formicidae
Gene: Myo31DF
Product: Unconventional myosin ID
Biological process (GO): actin filament organization; endocytosis; actin filament-based movement
Cellular component (GO): plasma membrane; microvillus; actin cytoskeleton
Molecular function (GO): ATP binding; microfilament motor activity; actin filament binding
Source: RefSeq, a predicted model, not a curated record
UCAUUAUCUCUUUAUUUUUAUUAUAAAAAUGCAAUUGCGCAAUAUAUAUAAAUUUCAUUAUAUCUUUUUGACAUAGAGAUGAUCUCAAGUCGCAAUUAAUGUAUUAAUAAUAAUUAAUAAUUGUACUUAAUAAUACAAUAAUAAAUAACAUUAAAUAUUGCCAAUAAGUUUUUAUGACUUUCAUUGUUUACUACGUUCCUGCAAUUGUGCUGCUCCCGCGCACAUUUUCCUUGCUGCUGCCCUGGCGUGUUAGAAAGAGACAAAAAUAGGUUCUCUCUUUUCCUCUACAUCUCCUUUGGUCACGCAUGCGCACUCCAUUCUUGCAUCACGAACAUCAAAGGUACCGACAAGGAGUUGCGCUACUGUAUAUACUGUGGUAAAGUACAGAGAGCGCAGGUGCACGGGACUGGGCGAAGUGCACCACGCGAUGAAAAUCUCUUUUUUUAUUUAUUAUCCUUCUUUAUUUAUUUAUUAUCUCGAAGGAACGAUAAGGACAAUAAGAUUCUCGUAUUUCCGGGAAGGCGCGGGAUUAAAUAUGGCCGCCGCGAUUUCGGAAUUAAUUAAUUAUCGGGCGCACCGUGCUGCACGCUAUCGCGGUGCAUCGUCAUCGACCAAUCAGCACGAGAGCGGGAGGGACGCGGGAAGCGUGGAGGUCUGAAGAUGACCGCGUUUGCCGCUCGCCGGAGAUAGUGAAGUUGGCCACCGGUGGAACGCGCGUACGGGCCAACCGUCAGUGCGCGCGGGUCAGUCGCGCGCGUUGGUUGGUCGUGCGAUUGGUUAGUCACUCGUGAGCGUCGCGUGCGUGCGGCCAUACGUGCCAGAGGAGCAACGCGGAGAAAGAACGCGAGAGAGAGAGAGAGAGAGAUGGCGAGUCACGACGGCGUCGGCGUCGGCGACUUCGUGCUGCUGGACGAAAUCACCGUCGAGCGCGUUGUGGAUAACCUCAAAGCGAGAUUCAACGGAGGGAAGAUUUACACGUACAUCGGCGAAGUGUGCGUGAGCGUGAAUCCCUACAGGACCACCAACAUCUACGAUGCGGAUCAAGUUAACAAGUACAAAGGCAGAGAAUUGUUCGAGAAUCCGCCGCACAUCUUCGCGAUCGCGGACGCGGUGCACAAGGAGAUGAAGCAGCAGGGCAGGGACACCUGCAUCGUGAUAAGCGGCGAGUCGGGCUCCGGUAAAACGGAGGCCAGCAAGAUCAUCAUGAAGUACAUCGCCGCCGUGACCAAUCUGAGCGGUCAGCAGGAAAUCGAGAGAGUGAAGAACAUCCUGCUGCAGUCGAACUCGAUACUGGAGGCGUUCGGCAACGCGAAGACCAACAGGAACGACAACUCGUCGCGGUUCGGCAAGUACAUGGACAUCAACUUUGACUUCAAGGGGGAUCCCGUCGGCGGUCACGUGACUAACUACCUCCUCGAGAAAUCGCGCGUGGUCUAUCAGCAAAAGGGAGAACGCAACUUUCACUGCUUCUACCAGCUGCUGGGCGGCUGCAGCGAGGCCGAAUUGAACAAGCUGCGGCUGGUACGUGACCCGGCCGCGUACUACUUCAUCGGCAACGAGGGCAAGACGACCGGCACCGACCGGACCGAUUACAAAACCGUCUGCACCGCCAUGUCCACCCUGGGAUUCUCCCCGCAGGAGACGCAGACCAUAUGGAGCAUCGUCGCCGGCGUCCUGCACUUGGGUAACACUACCUUCAGAUUGGACAACGACAAGCUGCUCAUCGAGAACAACAGCGCCCUGAAGGACACCGCCAACCUGUUCUCCAUCAGUUCCGCGGACCUGAGCACCGCGCUUUCGCAGAGGGUCAUCGCCGCGGGCGGCGAGGUCAUGCAGAAGACUCAUACCUUGAUAGAGGCCGAGUACGGCCGGGACGCCUUGGCGAAGGCUAUAUACGAGCGACUGUUCUCGUGGAUCGUGUCACGCGUUAACGGCUCGAUCAACGUGAACGACAUCGACAAGGUGAAGAGAUACGGGACGGUGAUCGGCGUGCUGGACAUUUACGGCUUCGAGAUCUUCGACAUGAACAGCUUCGAGCAAUUCUGUAUCAAUUACUGCAACGAGAAGCUGCAGCAGCUCUUCAUCGAGCUGGUGCUGAAGCAGGAGCAGGAGGAAUAUCAGAGGGAGGGAAUAGCCUGGCAGAACAUCGAUUACUUCAACAACCAGAUCAUCUGCGACCUGGUCGAGCAAGCUCACAAGGGGAUAAUAGCGAUCAUGGACGAGGCCUGCCUCAACGUCGGCAAAGUCACUGACGAGAUGCUACUCAGCGCGAUGGACACGAAGCUGGCGGGUCACAAGCACUACACUUCCCGGCAGUUGAAGCCGAUGGACAAGGAGCUGGAGCAUAAGACGCAGUUCAAGAUCAAGCACUAUGCCGGCGAUGUGGUGUACAAUAUCAACGGCUUCCUCGACAAGAACAAGGAUACGCUCUUCCAGGACUUCAAGCGUCUACUUUACAAGAGCAACAAUCCCAUAAUCAGCAAGAUGUGGCCGGAGGGCGCUCAAAAUAUCUUGACGACGACGAAGAGGCCGUUGACCGCCGGCACGUUAUUCCGCAACUCCAUGAUCGCGCUGGUGAAGAAUCUGACGAGCAAGGAGCCGUUCUACGUCCGGUGCAUCAAGCCCAACGAGGUCAAGUCGCCGGUCGUGUUCGACGACGAGCGGGUGAACCAUCAGGUGAGAUACCUGGGACUCAUGGAGAACAUACUGGUGAGACGGGCCGGCUUCGUCUACAGGCAGCGAUACGACAGAUUUCUGAAAAGGUACAAGAUGAUCUCGCAGUACACGUGGCCGAACUUCCGAGGCGGCAGCGACAAGGACGGGGUGCGCACGCUGAUGGACGAGAAAGGCUUCUCGCACGACGUCAAGUACGGGCAGACGAAGAUAUUCAUCCGCUCGCCGCAGACCUUGUUCGCGUUGGAGAAGGCCCGCAGCGAGCUGAUACCGGGCAUCGUGAUCCUUCUGCAGAAGCAGUGGCGGGGCUACCUCUGCCGUCGGCAGUACAAGAAGAUGAAGGCCGCGCUGGUGCUGAUGGAGCACUACAAGAGGUACAAGCGACGCGUCAACAUCAAGGAGCUCGAGCGGACGUUCCGAAACGCCAAGAAGAUGAAGGACUACGGCAGGCACCUGACGUGGCCGCGCGAGAACUUCGCCAUGAGAGACGUGAUGCCCGCCCUGAGGAACAUGUACGCGAGAUGGUGGGCGUGGAUGGUGCUCAGAGUGAUUCCCCGAGAAGACUGGCCGCAGCUCAGACUGAAGAUGGCGGCGGGUGCCGCACUGCACUCGAAGCGAGCUUACUGGGGCCAGGACCGCCGCUGGGAGGGAAACUACCUGUCGAAGCCGGACGAGAACCCGCAGAGCGACGUCUUCAACUCGUCGAUAAACAAUCUUCGAAACACCGACCACUUCAAGGCUGUCUUGUUCAGCGCGUUUAUCAAGAAGACUAAUAGGUUUAACAAGCCGGCCGAUCGCGUUCUAGUGGUGACGGAACACGCGGUGUACAAGCUGGACGACGUGAAGUUUAAGACGAUGAAGAAGGGCAUGCCGAUCGCGGAGAUUACCGGCCUCAGCGUCUCGCCGCAGAGGGAUCAGCUGAUCACGAUUCACUCGAACCGCGGGAACGACUUCAUCCUGUCGAUCACUGCCAAGGAUGAUAGGAUCGGCGAGCUGGUCGGCAUACUGAGCAACCGAUACUACCAACUGCGCGGCACCGACCUGCACGUCACGGUAAACGUGCAGUUCAAGUGCAUGCUGGGCAACAAGAGCAGGCUGCUGCGUAUCGCGGUGAUGCCGGACGUGCUCGAGCCGACGUUCAGGAAGGACGGCAACCAGAUCAUCUACGCCAUACCGUCCUCGGUGGGGAUCAUCGACGGCGACGCGAACGCGAGGCAGCAGAUCCGCACGGCCAGUUAGAAAGUCCGACGAGUCCGAUUCGAGGCUGCGAUUACCGUAACUACCGCGUGUCAGACGCGUUUCUUCAUAUUGUCGCCUGGGAAGCCAUUCAGCGAUCCAACGAGAGCUCCAGUCGCGUCCAGUCCUUGGAGGAGCUCCGUUCAUUUCUCCUCAAUAUUAUCCAGCUGAUCUAUCAGUCAGCGGCUUUAGCUUGAUCGAGAGGAGCUAUUUGUAGCAUUUUUAAUAUUCAGAUGUCCGAAAUAUUUUCCGAAGACUAUUUGCCGAAACUCGAUGACUGCGAUUCAUCGAACCGCUGUGCCUGCAUAAAUCUACUUACAUCGGGAGUACACAAAGAGUGUCAAGAAUUUUUCGCAGUACAAGUUAAGCAAAUUACGUCAUACAUGGACCGCGAGGUCCGACCCACUUCGUCGAGUACUUUCGCGCACGCAUUUCUCUGUAAAUACUAUACAUAUAUAUAUAUAUAUAUGAGCGUUAAUUGUUAGCUUACGUUAAUGUAAUAUGGCGCGGGGAGACGUGACGAGACGCGAAUCCACGAACAGGGGUGAGUUUCGCUGGAACGAUAAGCGCGCGUGGUGCAUAAUUUAUAUUUAGAUAAGAGGAAAAUUGGGGGGAAAAAAUCGAGAAACCGUGAUUUCUCUGCGAGAAAAGCCGCCACUCACGUUGCAAGAUACAUUUGUGUCACCGACUCCGAACGUGCCCGCAAGCUUGUGGCCUUCUACUUACCAGAUCGGACUAUUUUUCGAGAUCUUUAUAUACAGUAAUACUUACACACGAUGUACAAAACACACGUACGUAAUCAAGCAUUUUUUACAGCACGCUGUGUGUCUGCUGAUCAGAAAAAGUGAGGUAGUAGGGAAAGCGAAAGCCUUUCCAACGGGAGAUCUUCCCACGUACUUAGAUUAUUAAGAGGGAUUCCGCGCGGAUUUCUCCACUUGUAAUUAGGAUUUAAUCGAAGUGUAUCAAUUCGAUGCGAAGGAUAUUACGUAUUUCGCCGUGAAUUCGACGCCCCUCGUGCAUUUAUAAAAUGUCGGAAUCGCGGGUAAGAUAUAUUCAGCUCUUUUGAGUUUAUAUAAUAUAUACAAUAUAUAUAUACGUGUAUUUAUAUAUAUAUAUAUAUAUAUAUAUUAAAAAAAAGGAACGACGAAUUAUAUUGUUUCUAAUUGCGAUCAGCGAUCGAAGCGCUUUAGAACAUGUUGAGGAUAUUGUGCCAUUGUUAGAAAAUAAAGCGAAAUUUUUAUCUUGCA